GUUGAUUCUUUGAAGCUUGCGUCACUUCCGUGUCUCGUUGCGCACCUGUGCAACUCUCGCGAGAUUGAGCAGCGCCACAUAAAUCUCGCAGUGAUGGCUGCGCCCCCCGACACAGAGAGUUUGGAGUCCCGUAUCAACAGAGCCACAAACCCACUGAACCGAGAGACAGACUGGAGCAGCAUCCACGCCUUCUGCGAGCAGCUCAACAAUGAUUUAGAGGGACCUCAGCUGGCCACCAGGCUCCUGGCCCACAAGAUCCAGUCUCCACAAGAGUGGGAGGCCAUGCAGGCACUUGUAGUUCUGGAGACGUGCAUGAAGAACUGUGGGAAAAGGUUCCACAGCGAGGUGGGCAAGUUCCGGUUCCUUAAUGAACUAAUCAAAGUMGUUUCUCCAAAGUAUUUAGGCUCGCGCUCCCCAGAGGCUGUGAAGAAGAAAGUUUUGGAYUUGAUCUACAGCUGGACUUUGGGUUUACCUGAUGAGACCAAGAUCUCUGAUGCCUAUCAGAUGCUUAAGAAACAAGGUAUCCUUAAACAAGACCCAGAGCUGCCGCCUGACAAACUGUUGAACCUUCCUCCACCCAGACCCAAGAAUACCAUCUUUGAGGAUGAAGAGAAGUCAAAAAUGCUGUCUCGCCUGUUGAACAGCUCACACCCCGACGACCUAAAAGCUGCCAACAAACUCAUCAAGGAAAUGGUCCAAGAGGAUCAGAGGCGAGCAGAGAAAGUGUCGAAGCGAGUGAACGCCAUCCAGGAGGUGAAGGAGAGCGUCGCCCUGCUGACUCAGCUUCUGCAGGACUACGACAGCGCCGCUACGAAUCAGAGCAACGCUGAACUCGUACAGGAUUUAUACCAGCGCUGUGAGAAGAUGAGYCCCACAUUGUUCAGGCUGGCAAGUGAUACGGAAGACAAUGAUGAGGCUCUGGCCGAGAUCCUUCAGGCCAACGACAGCCUAACCCACGUCAUCAACCUGUACAAGCAGCAGGUGAAGGGGGAGAUUGUGAACGGGAACAACACGUUAAACACUCAGAAAKCUACUGGACGGACAGCGCUGUUGGACCUGUCUGGUUUGGACACUUCACCUCAGUCCCUCACUGAGUUUCCCACUCCGACACAUGGUUUGACCGCUCCGUCGCAGGAGAUGAGGAUCAGRCUUCUUGACGAUGAGCUCAUGUCACUCGGUCUGAGUGAAGGAACACAUGCUUCCAACGCCCCCUCACAGCCGGAGGACUCCACGGCGUGGGACUCCUUCCAGUCCUCUGACAGCAUUGACACAGACAUCCCAGCAGCACCCAGCCUCCUGCUGAGUCCUGAUCCCCCCUCCCACCCUCAGCCCCACCAGGGGAACUCAGCUCUGGARGAGUUGGACCUGCUGGGGAAGACGCUGCUGCAGCAGUCCCUGCCUCCAGAGGGCCUGCAGGUCAAAUGGGACAAGCAGCAGAGCAAACCGACUCUAAGAGAUCUCCAGAAUAAAUCUGCAGCCAACAUGAGUCCACAGCCUGUUCUGCCCUUCGUCCACGAUCAUCCCAGUCCUCUUCCAAACUGUCAGCCCAAACCCGGAGCCACCCUGCUGGACAAGUCUCCGUCUCACACAGAAACUCCUCCCGCAGACGUUACACUGGCUAAUGUUUUUGUUCCACUAGAAUCCAUAAAACCCAGUAGUCUUUUACCAAUAACCGUGUUUGACGGACACAGUCUGCGAGUUCUCUUCCACUUUGCUCGGGACUCUCCUCCGUCUCGACCCGACAUCCUGGUGGUCAUCAUCUCUAUGUUGUCCUCAGCCCCCGCCCCCGUCACCAACAUACACUUUCAGGUUACUGCUGUAAAGUCUUUGGCAGUAAAGCUGCAGCCUCCAUCAGGAGCAGAACUCCCCGCUUUUAAUCCCAUCCUCCCUCCUGCUGCCAUCACACAGAUCCUGCUCGUAGCAAACCCAAACAAGGAGAAGGUUCGGCUGCAGUACAGACUAACCUUCACGUUGGGCGAGCAGGAGCACAGCGAGAGCGGCAGCGUAGAACAGUUCCCUCCUCCGGAGAAGUGGGGGAACCUAUAGCAUCGAACACCUCAACCUGACAGACUUUCUGCUUUUCAGACUCGACCUCCUCCUGAACACUCCGCCUCAUUCAGUUCUCCUCUGUGAUCACGUCGAAGCGCCGUCGGAUCGGGAUGUUUUUUUUCUAGGGAUUAUACCGACGCUCAACGUGACGUGUGUAUGCUUUGCUCUGAAUUGGUCACGCGUGUCUGUUUGUAUGUGGCUGCACUGAAACAAGCCUGCAACUGCUUCCUCCAGUUUUCUCAUCUGUUGUUUUAACAGUGUGCAUCUUUCAUUUCCCAUCUUUUUUCUUUUCAAAUCCUCGUGUGUUCACCUUCAGCUCAGCAUGCUUUGUCAACAGGCCACACAGUCUCAAAAUCAAACGUUAAGUCCAAACUAUAGACUCAAAUUGAAAAGAGCAUAAUUAUAUUAACUUUGUGGUGUUGGUUGAGUUUGUGCUGAGUCACUUUCUGAUUGCAGAUCCCUUUGAUAGCACUUAUUUUUGUCAUUUCCUCUUUGUGUCUCGAACAAAAUCUACUGUAACAUCAGAGUUGUGUAUUUUCUGCCAUAUGUGCCUAUUUUUGGAGUUUUAACAUAGUUUUUAUUUCUUUAAAAUCAAUUUAUUUGUUUUUUCAUGAGUUACAUGUCCAUAUAUCUGGGUUACAAAUCAGCUCUUUUUUUUGUAAUAUCUUUAUCAUGGUUAAAGUUAAAAUAGCAUCUUUUAUCAUAGUGUUUAAGUUAUUAUUGAAGCAUUUAUCGGGUUAAACUGAAGAUCAGAAACUUGAAUAUAUGCAAAGUGAGCUGCUCUGUGCACAGCAUUCCGUCUGCAACUUGUUUAAGAGAAAUAAAUCGGCGCUGCAUGUCCAACCAUGCUGAACAUGUCUCCCCCUCCCGCCAGGCUCUCAGCCACAUUCCACCGUCUUCAUGUCCAGUCAGACUGCUCUGUAAAGGCCAGCAGUGGCACAUCACUUCUGUACAUUUGACCUGUGCAGUGUGCAAAGAACAUAAUAAAAUACUCUAAKUGGAAAA
Messenger RNA from Austrofundulus limnaeus, 3054 nucleotides. Its product is annotated as ADP-ribosylation factor-binding protein GGA1. Gene Ontology annotation, cellular component: trans-Golgi network. The transcript has 17 exons. Lineage: Eukaryota; Metazoa; Chordata; Actinopteri; Cyprinodontiformes; Rivulidae. Gene Ontology annotation, biological process: protein localization to cell surface; intracellular protein transport; Golgi to plasma membrane transport. Gene Ontology annotation, molecular function: ubiquitin binding; phosphatidylinositol binding; small GTPase binding. The record is from RefSeq and is a predicted model, not a curated record. The coding region runs from base 94 to 2046 and encodes 650 amino acids.